AUGUUAAUCAAUGAUACAGCAAUCGUGGACACAUUUAUCAAUGACACAUUCGUCAGUGACACAUUUAUCAAUGACACAUCUAAUAGGAACUCAUUUAUCAGUGACACAUUUAGUAGCGACUCUUUCACCAAUGACAAAUUUAUCAAUGACACAAUUAUUGGUGACACACUUAUUAGCUUUAAACUUACUAUUGACAUGUUAAUCAAUGAUACAGCUAUCGUGGACACAUUUACCAAUGACACAUUUGUCGGGGACACAUUUAUCAAUGACACAUCUAAUAGGAACUCAUUUAUCAGUGACACAUUUAGUGGCGACUCUUUCACCAAUGACACAUUUAUCAAUGACACAAUUAGUAAUGACACACUUAUGAGCUACAAACUUAGCAUUGACAAGUUUAUCAAUGACACAUUUACUAUGUCUCAUUUAUCAGUGACACAUUUAGUAGCGACUCUUUCACCAAUGACAAAUUUAUCAAUGACACAUUUAUCAAUGACACAAUUAGUAAUGACACACUUAUGA
Chironomus riparius is the source of this 519-nucleotide messenger RNA. The record is from the annotation of a GenBank genome assembly. NCBI's taxonomy places the organism in Eukaryota, Metazoa, Arthropoda, Insecta, Diptera, Chironomidae.